UUCGUCAAGAUCCAGUAAUUUCAUUUCCUUGAGUCUGUCUGGGGUAAGUCGUCGCAUAUCGCGUUUGCGUUCCGCGAUCUCUCUCAGCAUUUAGAUUUCGGACGUGCGCUUAUUAAAGCGUCAUUUGAGUUCCGUCUGCGAAAGAGACAUGAUAUCUACAGGGCUGAUACUACUGCUGAUUGUUGCUGUUGUGUCCUGCGAAGAGGGACCAAUUGUUAACAUACAGCAAGGGAGACUACAGGGGACCUUUAUGGUUUCUCGUUAUGGAAGACGGUUUUUUGCUUUCCAAGGCAUUCCGUACGCACAGCCGCCGGUUGGAGACCUCAGGUUUAAGGAACCUGUAAAUCCUGAACCAUGGAAAGGUACAUGGUACGCCAGCGCUCCUGGAAGCAUAUGUCUUCAGAAGAACCGUGUGCAUCCUAGAAACUACGGCAUUCAAGACCCCCUGACAGGAGACGAAAACUGCCUCUUUCUGAAUGUGUACACCCCGAAACUCCCAUCAUACGAUGGUUCACAAGAUCUGGAAGUGUUCGUUUACUUCCACGGCGGGGCGUGGCAAUAUGGAUGGGGUCAUGAAUAUGGACCAAAAAUUCUCAUGGACCGAGAUGCUGUUUUGGUCACGGUCACGUACAGACUUGGACCACUGGGUUUCCUCAGCACGGGAGAUGACAUAGUUCCAGGUAACAUGGGACUGAAAGAUCAAUCAGCAGCCCUGCGUUGGGUUAAGAAUAACAUUGCAGCAUUUGGUGGCAAUCCGAACAGUGUUACUAUUACUGGAACGUCUGCAGGAGGAGCUAGCGCUCACUACCACUUUCUGUCAGAGUGGUCUAAAGGUCUCUUCAACAGAGGAAUAUCACAGAGUGGUUCGUCACUCUGUCCAUGGACACAGAUGGAGGAUGGACCAGCUAAAGCUAGGAAGCUGGGAGCAUUUCUGGGCUGCGAUGAUGGCAAUUCUAGGGAACUCGUGGACUGUCUACGCAACAGACCCGCACGUCAAAUUGUAGAGCAAGUGAAACAUUUCCAGGUUUGGAUGUAUAAUCCAUUUUCCCCAUUUGGUCCGACUGUCGAAACAGCUGGUUCCAACCCAUUCCUGACUAAACAUCCAGUUGAUCUCCUCUUAGAGGGCAAAGUUCAUGAUGUACCGUGGAUCACAAGUGCAACCACAGAAGAUGGCUUAUAUCCAGCAGCUGAUUGGGUUGGAAAUGAGAAGACGUUGGAAGAACUGAAUGAGAGAUUUGAUGAAUUAGCUCCUUUCAUCUUUGACUACAAUUACACUGUCUCGGCGGACAGAAAGAAAUACGUAGUGGCUCGGAUUCGUGAUCACUAUUUGCAGGGCCGACCUGUGACUCCGGAGACAACGCAGGAAAUCAUACAGAUGUGCACCGACAGACUUUUCCUUUUACCUGGAGCUCAAUCUGCCAAACUGCAAGCUGCUGUCAACAAAUCGCCUGUGUAUUUUUAUCUUUUUGGCUACAGAGGGAAACACAGUUUCUCGGAAAUCAUGUCUGGAACUACGACCAAUUUUGGGGUGAGUCAUUUGGAUGACACAGGGUACAUCUUCGAUUUUGACUUUAAAACAGAUGAAACUGAAGAAGACAGAAAUAUGUCCGAAUUACUUCUUGACAUCUGGAUGGCAUUUGCAAAGACUGAAAAUCCUGUUCCUAAGAGCAGAAAUUUCAACUGGGAUGCAACUGAAUCCAAUGAAAAAGACCUUCGUUUUCUGUUUAUCAAGAGUCCUAGCAAAUUUGAAAUGAUGAAAAAUGAUAACCUGGGAAACCAGAAAUUUUGGGACUCUCUGCCAAUCGAUGAACGUCAAAUAGGGAAGACCACUCCAAUCGAUAUGAGACACGAAGAACUGUAAUGUGAUCUUCAGAACUUUGUUUUAAACUUUUUACGUUUACAUAUUUCCCCUUUGUCUACACUUUCUCAGAAGAUUUAAGUUUUACUCUAUGCAUUACGACAAGUGUUUUUUAUAACAGUAUGUAUGUUAUAUUAAUCAUAAAUACAAAUUACUACUUUCAUGUAUAAUAAAAGU
This is a messenger RNA of Zootermopsis nevadensis, 2035 nucleotides long. RefSeq names its product venom carboxylesterase-6. NCBI's taxonomy places the organism in Eukaryota, Metazoa, Arthropoda, Insecta, Blattodea, Termopsidae. The record is from RefSeq and is a predicted model, not a curated record.